AACCCAAAUCAAUAAGCCAGGUCCUCUACUGAAAAUAGAGACCUCUGUUCUUCAUAUAUAGUAUAUAAAACAGAACCAUUCAAAAACUCCAGCUUUCGUUUUUGCCUUAUCUUCAAAUAAAAGAAAAAAAAUUCCAGCUUUCGUAGAGACCCAGACCCUGACCUAGAUAUGGUAGUCCCGUUAAAAUCGAGUCGCGAUCAAACCAUCUCCUCGCUGGCGUCGCCAUUGCUGCCUCCCUCAGAAGACCCGACAUGGGAGGAGGAGGAGGAGGAGACGGUGGCACCGGGAUCUGACCCGGAAAAGCUCUGCAUAGACGAUAUGCUGCAAAAGUACUGCGGCGAAUUUGGGUCGUGGCAGCUGAGACACUUCGUCUUGACGAGCUUGGCGUGGGCGCUGGAGGCGUUCCAUACCAUGGUUAUGAUCUUCGCCGACCGGGAACCUGAUUGGCGGUGCGUGAAUAGGCCGGGUUCUGGGUGUGACCAGAGUGCAAAGACCGUGUGCGGGCUCCAACGGGGUUCAUGGGAGUGGAUUGGUGGUCCGGGUACCUCCACGGUGGCGCAGUGGGGAUUAGUCUGUGGAGAGAAAUACAAGAUUGGGCUGGUUCAGGCCUUGUUUUUUGGUGGCUGUAUGAUUGGUGCAGGGAUAUUUGGCCAUCUCUCAGACUCAAAAUUAGGAAGAAGGGGCUCUUUGAGAUUGGUUUGCAUCUUAAAUACCAUCUUUGGAUGUCUAACAGCAUUUGCCCCUGACUACUUCACUUAUCUCCUACUUCGCCUGCUGACCGGCUUCAGCACAGGCGGUGUUGGCCUUUGCGCCUUUGUACUUGCUACUGAACCUGUAGGCCCAACGAAGCGUGGUGCUGCUGGAAUGUCCACAUUCUACUUUUUCUCAACAGGAAUAGCUCUGCUUUCAGGCAUUGCUUACAUUUUUGGUUCGUGGCGUGGUCUUUACAUUGCCUCCUCCAUUCCAUCUUUCCUCUUCCUUGUUCUUGUCAUUCCUUUCAUCUCUGAAUCCCCACGAUGGUAUCUCGUUCGUGGGAAAAUGGACAGUGCCAUGAAACUCAUGCGUACCAUUGCCAAGUCCAACGGGCGCCACCUUCCCAAUGGGGUUAUUCUUGCCCUGGACGAGGAGGCAAAUAAGACUUCCGAUGGUAAUGAAACUUGCAAGGUAGAAACAGUGACAAAAGAAGCAAUAGCAGGUUCUAUCAUUGAUGUACUUCGCUCUCCAAUCACCCGAAUUCGUUUGUUUUUAGCAGCGGCAAUAAACUUCUUGUGCUCUGUUGUUUACUAUGGUCUUAGUUUGAAUGUUGUCAACCUCGAAACAAACCUCUACCUUAAUGUUCUCCUCAAUGCAGUAGCUGAAAUUCCGGCCUUCACCAUCACAGCAGUUUUGUUGGAUAAGUUUGGGAGGAAACCCUUGGCAGUUGGGACACUAUUUUUCAGUGGAAUCUUUUGUUUUGUGGGAUGCUUUGUGGGGAAUGUAGGAAUAUGGAAGGUGGUAAGGAUGAUUUGUGGGAUACUGGGGAUAUUUGGCAUGGCUGGAACAUAUAACUUGCUCUUUAUCUACACAACAGAGCUGUUUCCCACCGUGGUGAGAAACGCAGCUUUGGGAUGUGCAACUCAAGCAGCACAAAUGGGAGCAAUAUUAGCACCUUUUGUUGUGGUUAUGGGCGGUGCCCUUCCGUUUGCAGUGUUUGGGGUGUGUGGCAUUACCGGAGGGAUACUCGCAUAUUAUUUACCAGAGACAUUAAACCGGCCAUUAUAUGACACAAUGACAGGUAUGGAAGAAGGGGAGAGUGUAGGAAUUGCUGUAUUGAAGUAAUGUUGCAAACUGUCUUCCCUUUUUCCCAUUUCCUUCUCUUCAUGUUGCUGUAAGGUUUUCUUAAUUGGAGUCUCUGGCCUUCUUUUUAUAUCUUAGACUUAUCAUAAUUUUGUUCUACGAAAUAAAAGAGAUAAUGCUUG
Rubroshorea leprosula is the source of this 1958-nucleotide messenger RNA. Lineage: Eukaryota; Viridiplantae; Streptophyta; Magnoliopsida; Malvales; Dipterocarpaceae. The record is from the annotation of a GenBank genome assembly.